AUGCUCAAUCGGUGGGUCGUCGUGGUCAGCGGCGCGAGGAUGAACGAGGAGCUGCUGGGCCUUGGGGAUGACCGUAUGUCGUUUGAUGAGGCGCUGCAUGAGUUGGUGGACCCGGAGCUGACCAUCUCUUGGGAAGCGUAUAAAUACCCCAUCCACGUCGAUGCGAUGAAGCAGUGGCUCCCGCGCAACUCUGCACGGCUCUUCCCUGCCAUCCUUGAAGAAGUGGAGAGGGCUCUCGAGGAGCUCAUCCCGGACUCGGAGACAGGUGCGCAUGUCAUGCCUAUCUGUAUUCCUCCAGAGCACAAGGCUGAUUGCCUGAAGCAGAGUGGUUGCCUGUCUGUCGCGGAGCUAGGUCUGACGCGACUAGAAACAGAACUGUGA
Molecule: messenger RNA, 381 nt
Organism: Rhodofomes roseus
Lineage: Eukaryota; Fungi; Basidiomycota; Agaricomycetes; Polyporales; Fomitopsidaceae
Exons: 2
Coding region: 1-381 (126 amino acids)
Source: RefSeq, a predicted model, not a curated record